Molecule: messenger RNA, 819 nt
Organism: Dictyostelium discoideum AX4
Lineage: Eukaryota; Evosea; Eumycetozoa; Dictyosteliales; Dictyosteliaceae
Gene: psmG1
Product: proteasome assembly chaperone 1
Exons: 4
Coding region: 1-819 (272 amino acids)
Biological process (GO): proteasome assembly
Cellular component (GO): endoplasmic reticulum
Source: RefSeq, a predicted model, not a curated record
AUGUUUGGAUUUGAAAUUCAACCAGUAAGAUCAAGAAAUUGGGAAAUUGAAGAGGAAGAAGAUCAAGAAGUUGUAUCAGUUGAAAUACCAAAACCAUCAAUUUCUUUUGUUAAUGAUAAUUAUAAAUUAGAAUUUAAUAAUAAUAAUGAUACACCAUUCAAUAUUAUUGUAUCAACUAAUGGUUCACCAUCAAUUUUCGUAAAAGGUUGUUUUGAGUCAAAUCAAUUCGAUGAAAUUGCUGAUAUUUCAUAUAGUGAUAUUAAACCAUUAAAAACAACCAAUACAAAUACAGUUUUAAAUAAUAAAUGUACAGUUUACAGACAUAAAAUCGAGAAAUCAAUGAUAUUCAUUACAGUUCAAUAUGAUUUACCAAGUGAAAGAUGUUUUGGAUUCACAGAGUUAGUUUUAAAUACAUUUAAAAAUGUUUCACAAGUUUUAGUUUUAGAUAAAAUAUUGAAUACUCAUUAUCUCUCUCAAAAUUAUACUCAUCCAAUUCCACCCUUCACAAGAGCAAUCUUUAAUUCUCUUUUUAAAAAUGAUUAUUCAUUAACUCCAUUAGAAUCAUCAAACAUUAUUGAAAAUUUAAGUGCUUCAUUUUUAACUAUUUGUCAAGUUAAAUAUAUUCCAGCAUGUUCAAUUUUGAAUUUAUAUGAAUCACAUUUAAAUAUAGAGAGUGUUCAAUCUUUUACACCAAUUGUUAAAUCUAUUUAUCCACAAUUAUUCAAUAAUAGUUCUUUAAAGCAAGAAGAUAUUACUUCACAAUUUAAAUUAAUGAUUAAUGCUUUAAACAAAAGAAAUGACAAAGGAAUGUAUAUGUAA